This is a messenger RNA of Colletotrichum acutatum, 1800 nucleotides long. RefSeq lists its product as uncharacterized. Lineage: Eukaryota; Fungi; Ascomycota; Sordariomycetes; Glomerellales; Glomerellaceae. The record is from RefSeq and is a predicted model, not a curated record. The coding region runs from base 1 to 1800 and encodes 599 amino acids. The transcript is spliced from 6 exons. Gene Ontology annotation, molecular function: DNA-binding transcription factor activity, RNA polymerase II-specific; zinc ion binding. Gene Ontology annotation, biological process: regulation of DNA-templated transcription.
AUGGACUCUGAGAUUACACGAAAUCAGCCCCCGAGCAACGCACCACGUCGACAAGCGCUCAAUGUCUGCGCCCCGUGUCGUGAGAGAAAGACGAAAUGUGAUGAAGCCAAGCCUUUUUGCGGGCGAUGUAGAAGGUUGGGGCUGCAAUGUGCAUAUAUCGAAACCGUCACAUCAAAGAAGAAUCUGUCUGUCACAGAAUUGAAUGACACACUGAAGCGGAUGGAAGCUAAGCUGGACGCUCUCGUGAAGAAUGCUCACGACUCUCGAUUCACAUCAGAUGGCCAGUCACGCCCACAGAACCAUCACAACACGUCAGUCGAGAACCCUGACCCGAUGGAAGCGGUCAGCCCAAUGAGUGUAUUCUCGCCUUCCAAGCUAGGGUCGGUUCAGAUCCGCCAAGAACUCGCCAUCCCGGAAAAGCACUACACGGCACCACAGCAUCUUCUCUCCUGGCCUUGUUCUCCCCUCACUUUGACGGAGCUUGAUCUACGAUACCCAGUCGCGUUGGAGAUCCAGCGACCCAAGAUACGCAGAACGAGAGCACCCCCACGAUGUCUUGCUGGUACUUCUUCGCGAGAUGAUGGUUGGCUGUCCAACCUGUCGCUGGCGCAGUUGCGUGACCUAGCCGACGCUUACUUUAGCCACUUCCACCCGCAAUACCUUGUGUUAGACGAAGACCGGUUCUAUAGCCAUCAUCUCAAUCAAGCUCUAAGGGUAGGAUUUGCUAGCAGCCUUGAUAGCUGUCUAGUAGCACUCGUCCUCUCCCUUGGCUCUGUAGCUGCUUGUCAGACUGGCAAAACAGAAUGGGCCCAGUCCGAUUCCGCGGAUGCCAUACUAGAGCACGAGGCUGGCCUCGGUCUCUUCACCAUUGCGUGUGAUAUGUUCCGAGAUGUUGAGGAAACCGACUGGGUGAGCAUCCAGUGUCUUUUGCUCAUGGCGCAGGGGAAACUAGAAGCCCACCACUGCCAGCUAUACUGGAUUGCUUAUCUGCAAGAAAGCCAAAUCCUUGUCGAGUACGACUUCCCGCCCAGCGGCCUGAGCAGUCUCGAAAGUGCAGUACCUUUGCCGCUACUCCCCGACUCUGGCGCAGACUCUCAGGGCAAAGACACCCAGUUCUACUUCUUGGCACUUGUUGCUAUGAGGAGGCUCUUGAACCGGAUACACUUCCACUUGUACAACAAAGGUAAAAGAGCCAUCAUAGUCUGCGCGAGAAGCGUCGCGAAUGCUGAUUCAACUGUAGAAAGAGUUCAGUCCCCAUCUCACUCCAUCUUGGGUGAACUGAGCCGCCAAAUCGAGGAGUGGAAAGCGUGUCUACCAGUGGCGCUCCAAUUCGAAACAUUCCCGCUUGUUGAAGAAGUCGGACUCCUUUCCUCACGUUCAGUCAGACCAAUGCGACAAAGGUUGAGAGGACACCUCAAGGCGCGCUAUUGUGCAGCAAAGACGAUACUCUACCGCUCUCACGUGCAUCGAUGUCUACAUGCCUCAGCAAUUUCCGCUCUUUCCGACGAUGACAUCCUAGGCGCCAAGGUAGCGGUUUCCUCUGCCAUCAUUGGGGUCUGGCAUGGUGGGAUUUUCCAGGAGCCAUUCGGGCUCCUUCUCUUCCCCAUCAACUCAUGGAGAACUCUUUUCGGAAUCGAAAUCCAGAUCAGUUUCAUUCUGCGUAACGAAGAGCUAGCCGCAAUCCUGCUGCCGGAGGGCUGGGAAAUCACUCAUCAGGCCCGAGAAAUAGCAGCCGCCGCGGCGUCUCAGUUUUCGCCCACCAUUGCCAGGGACUGCGAGAUUCUUCGCAUGCUGUCUUGA